Indicator indicator is the source of this 2332-nucleotide messenger RNA. RefSeq names its product chromosome 1 C2orf49 homolog (gene TSLIG2). Gene Ontology annotation, biological process: embryonic morphogenesis. NCBI's taxonomy places the organism in Eukaryota, Metazoa, Chordata, Aves, Piciformes, Indicatoridae. The transcript is spliced from 4 exons. Bases 1 to 726 code for a protein of 241 amino acids. The record is from RefSeq and is a predicted model, not a curated record. Gene Ontology annotation, cellular component: tRNA-splicing ligase complex.
AUGGCGGCGCAGCGAAGGGGUAGGGUGGAUGGUGGCAAGGAGGAGCUGGGUUCGGGGCACCAGGAGUCGGAGCUACUGUUGCACCCGGAGCUACUCUCGGAAGAGUUCCUGCUGCUCACCCUGGAGCAGAAAAAUAUACUAGUUGAAAAUGAUGUCAAGAUGGACAAAGAUGGUCUCACUGAUCUCUAUAUUCAACAUGCCAUUCCUCUGCCUCAGCGUGACUUGCCAAAAAGUAGAUGGGGAAAAAUGAUGGAAAAGAAAAGACAGCAAAAUGAGUUGAAAAGUGAGAACAAAAGUGUUACAACAGUAGAAGGUUUAAGGAAGCGGCCACUAAUUGUAUUUGAUGGCAAUUCAACAAGUACAAGCAUAAAGGUGAAGAAGACAGAGAAUGGAGCUGCAGAUCGCCUAAAGCCUCCGCCAGCUGGAAGCACCACCAACACUGUUAGAAGAUUAUCAGUUCCUUCAAACGCCUCCACAUACAUUUCUGCUUCCAGUUUAUCAGAGGACACUAAACCAGGAAUGAGGAAUAAUGAGGCUAAGCAGAACAAUAUUUCAAAGACUAACAGCAAUGUGUUGAAUAGUCUGAAAGCUUAUCCUUUGUCUCCAGUAGCAGGAACUACUGUUGUGAAGUUAAAGAGAGCUGUUCCAAAAGAAGAAUCUGAUCUGCCGAAUGAUCUAAAGCCUACAGAAGCGAAGAAGAAAAUCCAGCAUGUUACAUGGCCAUGAAGUAGCUAAUGGUGCUUGAAACAUAAAUGUCACUUCCAUAUUUUCAAACAGAUAAGUCAUAUUUAAACAGUAUACGUACAAUUAUUUUUAAACUUUACAGGGAUACAGAUUGCUGUGAAGUUUUAACAAGUUUAAAAGUUCCCUGUUGUAAAUCUCGAUGGUCAAUAUCACCACCUUAAGAGUGUCUACUCUUACACACCAGGUAGUUCAUUACUUCUUUAAAAAGUGGUAAUAUUACAAUAUACUAAAAUCCUCACUUCCAGUUUUUGAGAUUAUUCUAGUUCAUCUCCUGCAUGUCAUUAUGAUUCACACAUAAAUUUUUUGUUUGUUUGUUUCAGUAAGACUCAGUUUUAUUCCACUGAUUAAAUAAAUUUAACCCUAAAUUUAGGUUAGACGUUAGGAAGAAGUUCUUCACUGUAAGGGUGGUGAGAUGCUGGAACAGGUUGUCCAAAGAGGUGGUGGAAGCCCCAUCUCUGGAAGUUUUUAAGGCCAGGCUGGAUGUGGCUCUGGACAACCUGUCUGCGCCCACUUCAGGGAGGUUGGAACUAGAUAAUCCUUGAGGUUCCUUCUAACCCUGACAAUUCUGUGAAAUAGUUAAAAACGUUGUUGAGAUUCAGAGCAAUCCCAAGAGCCUUUUUGGGUCUAAAAAGAUAAUUUAGAUGAAAAAACUUGACCAUUCUGCUGAUAAAAUAGUCUGAGAGAAAUUUUUUUCUUUUUUGUUGCACAAAACAGGAGUGUAGAAUUUACAGUGCAAGUUAAGAUGGUAAUAAGAGAUGAACUUUUAACAGCAUUACUUCAAAUUGAAGUUUCUCUUAUUGAUGUAUGAAAUAAACACAGAUGGAAACGUUACUAGACUGCUUGAUAUGAAUCUUUGAGAGGAAGUAGUGAAUGGAAAAGUGCCAUGUUCUCUUGAGGUACACAGGCAUAAAAAUGUGCUGGCCUAGCAAACUUGCCUGUUUGCCUGGUUACAGUCGUGUUUAUAAAAUAUGGAGAAAACCUUUGGAAUGCAGGCCAGUACUUUCUCAACUUACUAACAGUUGGAGAGGGACAGGGAUAGGAAGACAAAGACGUACCUUGAGAGCAUUAGUGUAUGUAGUUGCACUCUCAAAGAAACCCCCAACCUGUUUUUCCAUCCUUUGGUAAUUUAAGAUGGAUUUUGGUUUUGUGUGAAACUUGGUGUUUCAUCUGGAUUACUGGUAGUGCCUUGUAAGGCAGCAAUCCAGUUGAGUUGGUGAAAACAUUUUUAUUAAAUCUCAGUGACUCAGAGUGAAGCCAGUUUAGAUACAUUUUUGAUGUGGAUGGUAAAUAAUAAUAACACUCCCAGACUUAGUAAAACAAAACAAGAAGAAUCAGCUUCUGAAUCUGCUUAGUUAACUCACUAAGAGAAGCUGUCAGUAGUGAUCUGAAAGCUUGUUUACAUUUUUAACACUGGUUAAUACUGAAACCAAAAAACCUGUAGCUUAAUUCAUUACUGACAAUUUUUCAUUCACUGUAACAAGAUAAAAGGCACUUCUUGAAUGCUGUAAAGUGUUAAGAAUGUGUGUUUUGAAGUAUUGUGUGCUGUUUCCCUUUUACUAAACGUGCAGUUUUUGUACUUGAGUACAGC